AUGUUGCUCCGCGUCGUCCUCGGUCCGCUGAAGACCGAGCGCCAUCAGAAAGACGCCAUUCGGCCGCCGUGCCAAGCAUACAAGUUCUCCUGCGGGCCAGUCCUAGUCGGCCCCGUCCCCCAGGUGGAGCUGCGCGGUGGAUCCCUCCGAGAGGUCGCCCAACGCAGGGUCUUCCUCAGGGAGGCAACUUUGCCAAGUUUCCUUAUCAUCCUCCUCAAUGCCAUCAUUGAGCUGGUCCUAGAGUGCCUCCGAGAGGCGGGCCAGCGUGAAGUCUUUGCAGCAGGUCAGCCAGUCCUGCAGCGCGGGCGCCCUUCGGCCUUCCGGGAACAGCGUUCUGGCGAGGCACGCCAAGUACCCGACGUCUCCGGCAGCGUCCGUGCGCUAGCAGGUGCCGAAGUCGAUAACGGUGACCCUGGGGUCGCCGUGACUCGUGUCGACGCAGAUGUUCUGCAGCGCGAUCAGCGCCCUUUGCUUCGAGGACAGCGACCGCAGCUGCUGCUUCAGCGUCGCUCCGGCAUACUUGGUGACCAGCGACAGUUGCUCGGGGCAGAUCCCGACCAGCUGCUGGACUCGAGGGACGCCCUCAAGCAGCAGCAAAGUCUUCGCUUCCGUGAGGAAGCUAGGCGCGGAUUCCCUGCUGAGGGCGACCUUCACGACCAGGCCCUUCUCCUCGUUGAGGAGCGCGCGGCCGAAGGCGCCUUCGCCCAGCACCGCGGGUUUCUCGCCACGGGCGGCGUCGCACUGCUGCGGCGUCAGGAGGGGCAGGCCGUCCCUCCGGCAUAUCUUGGUCACGAUCUGCGCCACCCUCUAGCGGGCGUCCUGUCCCUCGCCCCCCUCGAGGGCGGCCAUUUCCAGCUCCUCGAACUCCUCGUACACAUACCCGAGGUCGUACUCGGCUGCCAUAAUGUCCCGCGAGGCAAGCGUCUGCUCGCGGGGCCUGGGCUGCGCCUCCAAGGGGGCCUCCUCUCGGGUUACCCUGGCAGACUAUGGUGCCUGCUCGGGUUUGUUUUGGCUAUGAUGACCUCGCUCGGCACAGUGAUGAUCUAUAUGGUGAGAAUAAACCUUUCCAUGGGCAUCAUUGCUAUGGUGCACACGGUCGCCGCAUCCGAUGAGGCAGCACACCAUAUCCGGACUGUUCCAUAUUGUCUCCAGCCUCUACAGGUGAGGCUUAUCAUUAAAAAGAUGAUUAAUAAGAUUUUCCUUAUCAUUACUCAUGAUUUUUUUUUUUUUUUUUUUUUUUUUUUGCUUCUUUUUUUUUCUCAUUACAUGUAUUCUGUUGGUUAUCUUUUAUGGUCAUUCCAUUUUACUGCUCUCUUUUCCUUUUCUGUUCAUAGUUCUUCAAAUUUGUCUUUGUACGUAUUCACAGAUGUUGACACCAAAGAUGACAUAACCUUCUCGACUACAACUGAAACGUUUAGUGAUUACAAUGUUGGGAUCAGCACAGAACUCCCAGACGCUGCAGAAUAUUCUUAUGAGUAUAAUCUGAUCACGAAAGAGCUGGAAGACAAAAUGUUCCUAACCAGCGGGCAGGGGGGGGGCGGUCUUGCUGCCUUUUUCUACGGGUACUUCUUAACAGGACUCCUCGGCGGGAGGCUGGCUGAACUGUACGGCACCAAACUGGUCCUGGGUGGCAGUGUCUUCCUGAUUAGUAUCCUCACUCUUUUCACGCCCAUAGCCGCCCGCACCCACUAUGGGGCCCUCAUUGCUCUCAGGGCUGGGUCAGGAUUGGGUCAGAGGGUUUCGUGUCCCUCAACGCACGCAAUGAUCGCCCGGUGGGUUCCUCCUCUUGAGAAGCCGAGGUUUACUGCCUUCGUCUUUCCGUCCAGCUGUCUCGGCAUCAUCCUGACCUUGCUCAUGUGUGGCCUCAUCAUCGACUCCCUCGGAUGGCCCUACAUCUUCUACGUGUCGGGAGCCCUGUCUUUGCUCUGGCUCGGGAUCUGGAUGCGGUUUAUGUACGAGACGCCCGCAGACCACCCGGGGAUUUCGAAGGAGGAGAGGGAUUAUAUCCUGGAGGGUAUUAAGGAAGGCACGGCUGGGAAGAAGCCAAGCCGAGUGCCAUGGGAGCAGAUGCUGGGCAGCCUCUCCUUCUGGGCCAUCAGCGUCUGUCACGUCGGGAACAUGUUUGGCUGGACGCUCUUGGCCACGCAGCUGCCGAGCUUCGUGAGCGGCGUCCUCGGGUCUCCAUUAAGAGUGUGAGGCUGCCCUUCCUCGCUGCCCUUCCUCGCUCGCUACCUCGGCGGGAACUGCCCCAGCUGCCUCGGCGAACGGAUCCUCACCAAGGGCUGGCUGUCCCUGAGGGCCACGCGCGGGGUCGUCACGCUCGUGGGACUGUGCAUUCCCGCCUUGAUGCUCGCUGCUGUCGGCUACGUCGGAUGCAACAGCUCAGCUUCUGCGUCGGCACUCUGCAACGGCACCUUCUGCAACGGCGCCCAAGUUCCCGGAUAUAUCUGCAACAUGCAGGACAUCGCGCCGAACUUGGCUGGUGACGUUGCGCGCGGAGGACUUGGUGUUGGGAGAGCGGGAAUGAAAUGA
This is a messenger RNA of Penaeus monodon (black tiger shrimp), 2532 nucleotides long. RefSeq lists its product as uncharacterized. Gene Ontology annotation, molecular function: transmembrane transporter activity. NCBI's taxonomy places the organism in Eukaryota, Metazoa, Arthropoda, Malacostraca, Decapoda, Penaeidae. Gene Ontology annotation, cellular component: plasma membrane. Gene Ontology annotation, biological process: transmembrane transport; monoatomic anion transport. The record is from RefSeq and is a predicted model, not a curated record.